Messenger RNA from Pecten maximus, 6255 nucleotides. RefSeq lists its product as uncharacterized. The coding region runs from base 4489 to 5409 and encodes 306 amino acids. The record is from RefSeq and is a predicted model, not a curated record. NCBI's taxonomy places the organism in Eukaryota, Metazoa, Mollusca, Bivalvia, Pectinida, Pectinidae. The transcript is spliced from 2 exons.
UCUAUUCUAUGCUAACUGGGUAGUAGAUAAGUCUAGUGAGGGAAAGGUCCUUAGUCUAUUCUGUACUAACUGGAUAGUAGAUAAGUCUAGUGAGGGAAAGGUCCUCAGUCUAUUAUAUACUAACUGGGUAGUAGAUAAGUCUAGUGAGGGAAAGGUCCUCGGUCUAUUCUGUACUAACUGGAUCGUAGAUAAGUCUAGUGAGGGAAAGGUCCUCAGUCUAUUCUGUACUAACUGGAUAGUAGAUAAAGGUGUUGAUAUAGCCUCUUUUUUGCAAUUUGAAUAUAAUUCUGGUACCAGUAUGGUGUAUAUAGAUUUCACACAUAUUUCCCAUAUUAAGCAUUUAUAUAGCAUUUUGGAAGUCUUGAUACGAUCUAGCUCAUCUUGAACCAUAUAAUUGUAGGUAAAUAUCCUCAAUAAUCCAGUGGUAUAAUUGUAGGGAAAUGUCCUCAGUAAUCCAGUGGUAUAAUUGUAGGGAAAUGUCCUCAGUACGCCAGUGGUAUAAUUGUAGGGAAAUGUCCUCAGUAAGCCAGGAGUACAUUUGUAGGGAAAUGUCCUCAAUAAUCCAGUGGUACAUUUGUAGGGAAAUGUCCUCAGUAAGCCAGGAGUACAUUUGUAGGGAAAUGUCCUCAAUAAUCCAGUGGUACAAUUGUAGGGAAAUGUCCUCAAUAAGCCAGUGGUAUAAUUGUAGGGAAAUGUCCUCAGUAAGCCAGGAGUAUAAUUGUAGGGAAAUGUCCUCAAUAAUCCAGUGGUAUAAUUGUAGGGAAAUGUCCUCAAUAAUCCAGUGGUAUAAUUGUAGGGAAAUGUCCUCAGUAAGCCAGGAGUACAUUUGUAGGGAAAUGUCCUCAGUAAGCCAGUGGUAUAAUUGUAGGGAAAUGUCCUCAGUAAUCCAGUGGUAUAAUUGUAGGGAAAUGUCCUCAGUAAGCCAGUGGUAUAAUUGUAGGGAAAUGUCCUCAGUAAGCAAGGAGUACAAUUGUAGGGAAAUGUCCUCAGUAAGCCAGUGGUAUAAUUGUAGGGAAAUGUCCUCAGUAAGCCAGUGGUAUAAUUGUAGGGAAAUGUCCUCAGUAAGCCAGUGGUAUAAUUGUAGGGAAAUGUCCUCAGUAAGCCAGUGGUAUAAUUGUAGGGAAAUGUCCUCAGUAAGCCAGGAGUACAAUUGUAGGGAAAUGUCCUCAGUAAGCCAGGAGUACAAUUGUAGGGAAAUGUCCUCAAUAAUCCAGUGGUAUAAUUGUAGGGAAAUGUCCUCAGUAAGCCAGUGGUAUAAUUGUAGGGAAAUGUCCUCAGUAAGCCAGGAGUGGUAAGUGAUAUAAGAGAUUCAUUGUUUGACCUGCUUUAGUCUUUAUUACUCUCUUAGAAGUUUAACAUGAUUAAUUCCUUCUUCUUUUUAAAUUUUUUAUUGAAAAGAUUUGAUCAACCAUCCCAAAUCAUGUGUUUUUGAAAAUAUAUGUUUUGAUACAUCAUUUACUUUCCAUAAUAUAAAUAGGUGUUGUAUAAACACAUUUUAAAUCAUGUACAAUAGUAUCACUUGUGCAAUAACGGAACAAAACGCUGAAUGUUGUUUCUGUAAUAUUUUUUAUUUGUUGACACGAAUACCAUUUCAUUUCCUUUGUGAUUUUAAAGUCAAAUCUAGCUCUUCAUUCAGCACAUGUGCAUUGAAAAUUAUAUACAUAAUACAUAUUGCUGUAUAUCUGUAUUUUACUUAUACUCUUAAAUAUUGAUACACAAAGUGUACAGAGGACACUAUUCACAAAGACGGCUUUAAAAUCAAAAAUUAACUUACUAGAAUGUCUCAUCUCCAAUUUUGAUGUAUUUCUGGUUUUUUUUGUUAAUAAUGUGUUAUCCUGUUGUUGUAAUAUAGCGAUGAGUUCUGUAGAAUCUCGUAUUGAUGGAAAAUUAUCUAAUUAGAUUUAGGUCAUUAUAAUAUAAAGUCUAAUCUUAGGUUCUUAGUCAGACAUUGGGUUCAUAUGUAACAUGUAUGUUUCUUUAACUCUCUUAGUGUAAAAAGUUUUGCCCAGACACGUCUUUUUCUAAUAUCUUGUCUGUAGAUACCUGUCAGAUAUGGUCAGCCUUUUUCUCAUAUCUUGUCUGUAGAUACCUGUCAGAUAUGGUCGACCUUGUAUUUUUUUUAUUGAGGUUGUAGAUUCCUGUUAGAAAGUAAUUGUUUUACAAUUACACAAGGUGCCAAAUUAUAUCUUCCCUGUAAGAUUCUUUUAAAAUCUUGUAAGUUUAAGAACAAAUCCAUUGUUAAUAAUAUGUAUUUGUGGAUUAAAUCUGACAUUAUUACAUUCAUGGACUGCCAUCCACUGUGUUCAUCCUCUGCUUAAUUGUGAAUUAUUUAAAUUUGUUGGUGUAAUAUAGUGAUGGGAUGAUAUAUAGCCCUCACAUAUGUUCCCUGUGUAAUCAGGUAUGCAAAUACACAAUGUAGAUUCAUAGAAAUUCUCUUCAAAUGAAAAAUCUUAUACUGGCAUUCAAGAUUGAUUAUUUUAUUUGCAGAAACCAAAUUAAAGAUAUCAUUAUUUUAUUUGCAGAAACCAAAUUAAAGAUAUCUAACUAAAGAAGAAUAAUGGGAUGAUUUCAUAACAAUUUAGAGUUAAUUAAUUUUUCAUUAAAUAUUUUUUUUUGCCAGGUACUGCAUGAAUAAUCAUUGAUAUAUGUAUAAUUAGAUGAUAUAGAGUGAUGUAUUUAAUUUCAGUACAAUGCUAUGCAUCAACAAUUCUGUUUAAAAUGUAAUCAUCAUUGAAAUUGUUGAUCAAAUCACAUGAUUGUCAUAAUAUUUAUGACUAUCAGCUAAAGAACAAACUUCUAUGUCACAUGAUGACCAUGUGACUGCAGCAAAUGAACACUUUUACAUCACAUGACUACCAUGUGACCCCAUCACAUGAAGGUCAUGCAUAUGUCACAUGACUACCAUGUGACUCUAUUUGAUGAAAGCCAUGCAUCUGUCACAUGUCACUCGAUGAUAAGAUGAAGGAUGAAUUUCUGCAUGAAAUUACUACAUUUCCACAUAUAACUCAUAUAAUCUGACUUUGUUCUCCCAGAUACAACUUUAAUGACCUGGCAUCUAUUUACAGCAAUAUUAACGUGUAUGUUGUCUACUGUGACUUUAUCCUAUUUACUACUCUGGAUUAACAUAAGGGCAAUAACUCUUACAGAAUUCACACAUGAGUGUAUUAAUUGAGCCACCAAAAUGUCUCUUGAUAAGAAUAUCUUAGUUCAUGUAUUGAAUGUGUAAGAGUUAGAUAGCUGACAGAUCAUGUAUUAAAUGUGUAAGAGUUAGAUAGCUGACAGAUCAUGUAUUGAAUGUGUAAGAGUUAGAUAGCUGACAGAUCAUGUAUUGAAUGUGUAAGAGUUAGAUAGCUGACAGAUCAUGUAUUGAAUGUGUAAGAGUUAGAUAGCUGACAGAUCAUGUAUUAAAUGUGUAAGAGUUAGAUAGCUGACAAAUCAUACAUUAAAUGUGUAAGAGUUAGAUAGCUGACAGAUCAUGUAUUAAAUGUGUAAGAGUUAGAUAGCUGACAGAUCAUGUAUUAAAUGUGUAAGAGUUAGAUAGCUGACAGAACAAUUUAAUGCAGCUUUGUAUGCAUCAAGAACACUAAUUUUGUAUCAAUGUGAAUUGUUUGUGUAGAGUAUAGGUUAGUGGAGAAGGACAUUUAUAGGUCAGCUUGGUUACCGAUUUGUUUUCAUACUCAUAAAACAUAUCAUUGUGUAUCUCCAUUGUGGUACAGCGUCUUCCUUCAUGUUGUCAUUCAUUUUUGUUGUUGAUGUUUUAUAAAAAGAUUCUUAUUUUUGGAGGCAGCUUUUCUAUGUGAUGAGUAACAAACAUGUUGUGUACAUAAUGUUAUCAGUAAUAAGCCCACCUCUAUGUUAACAGAUUUGGUCAUGCUAUAUCUGACCUUAGACUUACACAAGGCUCUGGAUCUUUUAACUUGUCAUUGUAGGGUGAUGGUUUAUCACUGGCAUCUUGUCUGUAGUUUGUGUUCAAAACACAAACUUGUAAAUAUUUUCAUUAGUCAUGUUUUCCCAAGGAUAUGUAUAGAAAUCUUACUGUGAUUAAAAAAAAAAAAUAACAAUGGAUUGAUAUAAAAGCUUAUGUUUUUCAAAAUGAAAUAAUGAACAAGUUCUUUUUUCAAAAGUUGAUAAAAUCAUUCUAUUUUGAGCAGGACAAACUAUGAUGAUUAUGAUAACAUAACUUUAUCAUUGAAUGGUGGGUUUAAAAACCUUGAAUCAGUCAACCUAAAUCAAAUUCAAUGGGUAGAAAGUAAUUUCUUUGGAGGAAGAUCUUGAUGCAUUUGAGGAACUUAAGAUGAAAAGUUACACAAUUACACUGUCAAUCACAUCAAAUGUACAUCAAUUACACUGUCAAUCACAUCAAAUGUACAUCAAUUACACUGUCAAUCACAUCAAUGUACAUCAAUUACACUGUCAAUUACAUCAAAUGUACAUCAGUUACACUGUCAAUUACAUCAAUGUACAUCAAUUACACUUUCAAUCACAUCAAUGUACAUCAAUUACACUGUCAAUCACAUCAAUUACACUGUCAAUCACAUCAAAUGUACAUCAACUACACUGUCAAUCACAUCAAAUGUACAUCAAUUACAUCAACUAUACAUCAGUUACACUGUCAAUUACAUCAAUUACACUGUCAAUUACAUCAAAUGUACAUCAAUUACACUGUCAAUCACAUACAUACAUCAAUUACACUGUCAAUUACAUCAAAUGUACAUAAAUUACACUGCCAAUCACAUCAAUGUACAUAAAUUACACUGUCAAUCACAUCAAUUACACUGUCAAUCACAUCAAAUGUACAUCAACUACACUGUCAAUCACAUCAAAUGUACAUCAAUUACACUGUCAAUUACAUCAAUAUACAUCAAUUACACUGUUAAUCACAUCAAACGUACAUCAAUUACACUGUCAAUUACACCAAUGUACAUCAAUUACGCUGUCAAUCGCAUCAAAUGUACAUCAGUUACACUGUCGAUCACAUCAAAUUACAUCAAUAACGCUGCCAAUUACAUCAAUAUACAUCAAUUACGCUGUCAAUCACAUCAAUGUACAUCAAUUACGCUGUCAAUUACAUCAAUGUACAUCAAUUACGCUGUAAAUUACAUCAAUGUACAUCAGUUACACUGUCAAUUACAUCAAUCACACUGUCGAUUACAUCAAUGUACAUCAAUUACACUGUCAAUUACAUCAAUUACACUGUCAAUUACACCAAUGUACAUCAAUUACGCUGUCAAUCACAUCAAAUGUACAUCAGUUACACUGUCGAUCACAUCAAUGUACAUCAAUUACGCUGUCAGUUACAUCAAUGUACAUCAAUUACCUUGUCAAUUACAUCAAUGUACAUCAGUUACACUGUCAAUUACAUCAAUGUACAUCAUGACCUGUAUCAUCAGGAUCACAUCAGGACUCUGAUGUAUCAAUCUCAUCUGGAUAAUUCCAGAACUCUUCUGUAUCAGGAUCGCAUCAUAUUUAAUACAAUAAUAGACAAAUAUUUUAUAUUCCUGGGGAGUCUUUCAUUGUUAAAACAUACACACUAGAGUAGCAGAUACAUGUUUAUUGAUACGGAGGCUGCUGUCUCUAAAAAUGGUGGAGACCACUGUUUCUAAGGAUGACAUAACAAAAAAAUGGAUUACACUUCAAAAUAGGACAUAAUUUUACUUUUAAAGUGCAAUGUUGAUUUUCAGAAUGCUUAAAGCGAGGAAGUGUUUUAUAAGUAAGAACUGAAUGGAUUGUUACGGUAUGCUGCUUUUAUUGCUAGAUAUUGUUUACUGUAUACAGAUUCGCGUCUCUAUUUUAAUCUAAACAUGGCUUCCUUAAAUUUUAAUUUAAUUUUGUCAUUUAUACUGUCAAUCUUUGUUAUUUUGAAAUAUGAUAACUCGAAGAUUCUUCUGAACUCGGAAGUAGAAAUUCAGUUCCACCAGUAUAAAGUCUAUAUAGAAUAUACUCGUAACCUCGGAUAUCUAGGGUAGUUUUUCAUUACUCUACUUACUUUCGAGAUAAUAACGUUCAACUGUAAUCGGAAAAGUCAUUUCCUUUUAGAAAUUUUCCACAACAUUUACAUUUAUUUUGUUUCUAAUAUGUUGACACAAGAUUUAAAUCUGUCUACAAAUGUACUACAGUGCAUUUGACUUCCUUUUAUUCCAAAGAUCUGUAUACAUAAUUUUAUUUUAUUGUACUGUUGUGUGUUCUACAGCAAGAGACUUUUGUUAAAUGUUACCUGCUUCAGCCAGAACCAGAAUUAAACAUUAUUAAAGAACU